Molecule: messenger RNA, 2848 nt
Organism: Hyaena hyaena (striped hyena)
Lineage: Eukaryota; Metazoa; Chordata; Mammalia; Carnivora; Hyaenidae
Gene: SLC17A5
Product: solute carrier family 17 member 5
Exons: 11
Coding region: 85-1572 (495 amino acids)
Biological process (GO): transmembrane transport; monoatomic anion transport
Molecular function (GO): transmembrane transporter activity
Source: RefSeq, a predicted model, not a curated record
GGUGCCGGCGCGGCCCGGGCCUUCGGCUGUCCGGCCGCCUCUCUCCUUUUUGCAGGUAUCGCCCACCUGCUUCUCGCGGCCGUCAUGAGGUCCCCGGUUCGGGGCCUGGCCUCGAGCGAUGGUGAGGAGGGCUCAGAUAGGACGCCCCUGCUGCAGAGCACCCCGCGGGUGGACGCCGCUCCAGUGUGCUGCUCUGCUCGUUAUAACUUAGCAGUGUUGGCUUUUUUUGGUUUCUUCGUUCUCUAUGCAUUACGGGUGAAUCUGAGCGUGGCAUUGGUGGACAUGGUAGAUUCAAAUACAACUUUAGCAGAUAAUAGAACUUCCAAGGAGUGUGCAGAGCAUUCUGCUCCCAUAGAAGUUCUUCAUAAUCAAACGGGUAAAAGGUACCAAUGGGAUGCAGAAACUCAAGGAUGGAUUCUCGGUUCUUUUUUUUACGGCUACAUAAUCACCCAGAUUCCUGGAGGAUAUAUUGCCAGCAAAGUGGGCGGGAAACUGCUGCUAGGAUUUGGGAUCCUUGGCACUGCCGUCUUCACCCUGUUCACUCCCAUUGCUGCAGAUUUUGGAUUCGGAGCCCUCAUUGUACUCAGGGCACUUGAAGGACUAGGAGAGGGUGUUACAUUUCCAGCUAUGCAUGCCAUGUGGUCUUCCUGGGCUCCCCCUCUUGAACGAAGCAAGCUUCUUAGCAUUUCAUAUGCAGGAGCACAGCUUGGGACAGUAAUUUCUCUUCCUCUUUCUGGAAUAAUUUGCUUCUAUAUGAAUUGGACUUAUGUCUUCUACCUUUUUGGUAUAGUUGGCAUCAUUUGGUUUAUUUUAUGGAUCUUAUUAGUUAGUGAUAAGCCUGAAACUCACAAGACAAUCUCCCGCCAUGAAAAAGAAUAUAUUCUUUCAUCAUUAAAAAAUCAGCUUUCUUCACAGAAAUCAGUGCCAUGGAUACCCAUGCUAAAAUCACUGCCUCUUUGGGCUAUUGUAGUUGCACAUUUUUCUUACAACUGGACAUUUUAUACUUUAUUGACAUUAUUGCCUACUUAUAUGAAGGAGAUCCUAAGGUUCAAUGUUCAAGAGAAUGGGCUUCUAUCUGCACUGCCUUAUUUUGGCUGUUGGUUAUGUAUGAUCCUAUCUGGUCAAGCUGCUGACAAUCUAAGGGCAAAAUGGAAUUUUUCAACUAUCUGUGUCCGAAGAGUGUUUAGCCUUAUAGGAAUGAUUGGACCUGCAGUGUUCCUGGUAGCCGCCGGAUUUAUAGGCUGUGAUUAUUCUUUGGCCGUUGCAUUCUUAACUAUAUCAACAACACUGGGAGGCUUUUGCUCUUCUGGAUUUAGCAUCAACCAUCUGGAUAUUGCGCCUUCGUAUGCUGGUAUCCUCCUGGGCAUCACAAAUACAUUUGCCACUAUUCCAGGAAUGAUUGGGCCUGUCAUUGCUAAAAGUCUGACCCCUGAUAACACUAUUAGAGAAUGGCAAACCGUUUUCUGCAUUGCUGCUACUAUUAAUGUGUUUGGUGCCAUUUUCUUCACACUAUUCGGCAAAGGUGAAGUGCAAAACUGGGCUCUCGAUGAUCAACAUGGACACAGAAACUGAAGGAACAAGUAAAUAAUGCUGUCUCGAUCGAUGUAUUUUUGUUGAUCAUGUAACCUAAAAGUGCCUUUGAUAUUAAUGUGUAUGCAUUCAAUGGAUAAGAAAAAAUUGUACUUGUAUUAAAUUUUAAAGGCUCGUAAUUAUGAAAUGCCACAAGUUGCCAGAUUAGUAAAAUUAGCUAUUUUUAAUUAUUAAUAACAUGUAUCCUGGAACUUAACACUUGAGGGUCACACAUCUGGCUGUAAAUCAGGCAAUAUAAGGAAGGGGAGUUCCGUUUAUUCUAAGGGCCAUACGUAAAGGAAUGAGCUGAAGUGAACCCCUCUAUACCUUGGAUUAAUUAAACUAGAUAAUAAUUCUCAGGUCUUGGCAAACACCAAGUUUUGACCACUUUCCUCAUAAGAAUGAGUGGUCGGCAGCAGUCUUCACACUUAGGUCUCAGAUGGUCACAUCUCCACGGAGCUCCCGGCCGCUGCGUAAUUGGCCUGGCAGCCAGGCUGAGGGAAGCGUGCCCAGGCAGCUGCCGAGCAUUCCCUUCAGGGCUUCAGGGACAGUGCCCGGCAGUUAUCGGAGGCAGCGUCCAAGACCAGGGUCCGUGCCAACUCUUCAGAUGGUGUUCUGCCCCCCGGGGGCUGUUACCGUGCAGGUGAAACCCUGAGUAGCCCCGGGCAGCAAGCCCCACCGCCGCUGUGGUCGGUCGCAUCCUCAGGCUUCUCCCUCCCCACCCAACUCACUGGAAUACUGUUUGGUGUGUAACCUGGCCAAAGGACAGUGUGAUGCCUAGUUAACCACAAGUAAUAUCACCCUUGGUUAGAACUACCUUCUGACAGAUCAGAAUAGAAAUUUCCAAGUCCUGUGUUCUAUGGGCUUCCACCAGAAUAAGCUUUAAAAAGUUUUUUUUAAUUCUCACAUUUCUUUCCAUUUGACUACAUGUAAGCUUCUGGCUGCAGUUUAAGUUAAAGUGACAUUUGUUUGGUCACAUCCCUACAACCGGUGGUAUAAUCAUCCUUACUUUCGGCUCCUGAGUCAGGUUUUCCAGUUUCUACCUGAACCAUCUUCCAGUGGUUUUUGAGCAUGCUUUGAGGGCAUUUAUGUGAUUUAGAACUUGAUUUAUGUUUUGUUAUCUUUGUCCAACACUAUCUGUAACAUUUUAACUCAACUGUUUGCUGUAAUAUGAUGUGGAUACAUUUCUGUAAAUUUAUUUUUAAAUUUGUAAAUAGUUUUAAGUUGCUAUGGUGAUAUUUCUUUCAUAAAUCAUCAAAAUUAAACAUUUUUGGAUUGA